UGGUGUUAAUAUAUUGGUACGAUUGGCAAUUGUUUCCGAGAUCAUUAGUACGAGUUUUUGAUAACUGAUGAAGCACUGCUGUACGAGUCCACAAGAUCACAGCAGAUCUGCUUUCCAUGUGAAGCUUUCAUCACUUUAACUUGUAUAUUAUUCUACUAUAUGCAGGGCUCACAAACCAUAUACAAUAUUUUCCGGACAAUAAUUUGAACCUGGCACAAGUAACCUCCCCCUCUUUUCACAAGUCAGCAACUAUCACAAGUGUGCACAGAAGUUAGUUCCUGUACUUAAAAGAUCACAAAUUGUCAUACAGUUCUGAACCACGUGCAAGAACACAUGUAUGCAAUGCAAACUGUGUGCCUUCCAGUGGUCAAUGGGUCUUAGCGCAUGCCAUUGUGCUUGCUAUGAAUGCUGCUUUUGUCACCGUACCCUGUUAGCAUCGCAUAUAGUAAUUGCUUCGAUUGGUGUUGACAGCCAGGACGAAACUUAUACUGAGAGAGGCAUGCCUGAUAAUCAGAUCGUGGUAUUGGCAUGUAAAAACCCAAAUUUGUUUUAUUUGUUCUUGUUUCGAGACAAACCAAGUGCCCUUGAAAUGCUGCAUGCAAUGCUUUGACCUCGGGCAAUCCAUUGCAUUACUGCAAAUAUUACUCAAUAUUUGAAAAGUCUAGUAGAUGAUCCAUCUCAAACUGAAUUACUUGCACGUUCACUAUUUGUUUUUUACAUUUAAGUCUUCUCUUACCCCUGCUGAAAACGCUGCGUUGCCCUGAAAGCGUGAAAAUACCACACCUUUGCGCAGUUCGCGUAGCCAGGUUUCAGGCAAGUUGAAUUGUAGCUAAAUGGUGUAAAUGGUGUAGUAGAACCACCACUAAGCAUGUGUUGGAAGUCCAGUGCUUAAGUUAGAAUAAACUACCCGGUUAUCUUUUUCCACAGCUACAAGUAAACAAAAGCUGAAGCGGCCUUCAAGUGUCAAGUGUGGAAAAAGAUGUCUUGCGGCAAUGGCUGUGACUGAAGACAACACAGGUGUGUAUGUGGUUUUCCAAUUCAAGCACAGAGGCCACGACUUUGAACUGGGUCGUGUUUUUCUGUCGAAGUCGGAAAGAGCUGCUAUUGCUGACAAGCUGCGAGAAGGCGUGUCCAUGGAUGCAGUACUGGAUAAUGUGCGGUCCAACAUGGAUGAGACAUUCCACCGCAUUAACCUUUUAAGCAAGCAGGAUCUCCGCAAUAUAAUGAGGGAUGCCAGAGUCUCGAAGACCGAGCGGCUGCGCGAUAAUGACUAUGUGAGCGUGCAACUCUGGGUUGAGAGGAUGCAUAGUGAAAGGAAAACCCAUUGCUCUUCUUUAAACACCAAGGACAACCUGACAAAAAGUGACGUUUUUUUAGAGAAAAAAAUGAGGACUUUUUGGAUGACAGAGAUUUUAUGCUAGUCAUCAUGACCACACCACAACAGGAGCUUUUCAGGAGGCUUGGAACUGAUCGUAUAUGUGUCGAUGGAACACAUGGAACAGCAGGUGAGCAGUACUAUAUAAAUGCAUUAAUAAUAAAAGCAAGAAAGAGGGAAUGCUGUCCGAGAAUAAUUGCAAUAGAUAUGAUGAGUAGUAUUCCUUCACACAUGAUAUUUCUCUUAAUUUUUCA
Messenger RNA from Dermacentor andersoni, 1629 nucleotides. The record is from RefSeq and is a predicted model, not a curated record. Lineage: Eukaryota; Metazoa; Arthropoda; Arachnida; Ixodida; Ixodidae.